AUGGCAAGCACCUCCGCCACGCCCGUGGAGGACACGAUUCGAGCAAAGGUCACGGAAGCAUUGAAUCCCACCAGCCUCACGAUCCGGAACGACUCGCAUCUCCAUUCCCACCACAAGGCCAUGGCAGGCUCGACGUCCAAGGAGACGCAUUUCUUUCUCGACAUCACAUCCCCAUCCUUCCAAUCGAAACCGCAACCGGCGCGGCACAGGAUGAUUUACUCACUCCUGAAAGAGGAGCUCGACCGGCCCGGCGGCAUCCACGCUCUGCAACUCCGCACCAAGACGCCAGAGGAGGUUGAGAGGGAGCUUGCGAGGCGGAAGGACGCUCAAGGGGCGGCGGCCUGA
Fonsecaea multimorphosa CBS 102226 is the source of this 345-nucleotide messenger RNA. RefSeq lists its product as uncharacterized. The record is from RefSeq and is a predicted model, not a curated record. The transcript has 3 exons. Lineage: Eukaryota; Fungi; Ascomycota; Eurotiomycetes; Chaetothyriales; Herpotrichiellaceae. Bases 1 to 345 code for a protein of 114 amino acids.